Molecule: messenger RNA, 1955 nt
Organism: Gasterosteus aculeatus aculeatus (three-spined stickleback)
Lineage: Eukaryota; Metazoa; Chordata; Actinopteri; Perciformes; Gasterosteidae
Gene: atf4b
Product: activating transcription factor 4b
Biological process (GO): regulation of transcription by RNA polymerase II
Cellular component (GO): ATF4-CREB1 transcription factor complex; ATF1-ATF4 transcription factor complex; nucleus
Molecular function (GO): RNA polymerase II transcription regulatory region sequence-specific DNA binding; DNA-binding transcription activator activity, RNA polymerase II-specific
Source: RefSeq, a predicted model, not a curated record
UUUCUUUUCCGAGAAACAACAAACGAAGCAACAUCCUUGUCGAACAUCGCCCCGUUGGCCGAAAUGGCAAAGUAGAAGUGCGCCGCGUCCCCGCCGCCAACAAAACAGUGCAUCCAGCCAGUGCACUGCUCCACUUUCUAACCAGAAACAUGUCGUCCUUCGUGGAAACCCUCACCGCUGCUGCAUUCCACAGCAAAAAAGAGUUCGAAGCUAUCCUGCCCUCGUCGCACACUCCUUUUGUGACCAACAACAGCCACUAUGACCAUGAUGACGACAAACUCACAGUUUGGCCUGGAAGACAUGGAGGCCCUUCUCUGGGGACCUUCCUCUCCCAUGGUUGACGCCAUGGGCUUCUUGACUUCGCGCCCUGACCAAGAAGAACAACAGAACGGAGGAGGAACCUCGUUGGAGGGCGACACCUCCUCUUUGUCGCCCCUCACCACCUCAUCUCUGUCCUCUUCCUCCUCUCCCGCCCCCUUCUACUCUCCACCUCCCUCGCCGCCGGCCGUCCUCCUCCAGGGGGACAAAGCUGGGUUGCAGUCUGACCUGCUCUCCCUCCCCUGGUUGGGCCACCCUAGUCAGCUGAGACCGGCCGUCUCAGAUGACACCAAAGAUGUGUUCGGGGACCUGGACUGGAUGGCUGAGAGGAUGGAUCUCUCAGAGUUUGACCUGGACUCUCUGAUUGGCUCGUGCAGUCCUAAUGAGGAGUCCCCCGGCUGUCCAGAAGAACUCCUGGCCUCCCUGGAUUGCCCCAUGGAGCUAGACUCCCUCUCAAUACCCACUCUCUCAACUCCUUCACUCUCGAUUCCUCCCUCCAUUUGUCUUCCAAGUAUUCCUCCCCCGACUCCUCCCACGGUCUCAGGUGAUCGUGUCAUUGCAGUGGAUGCGCCCGAAUCCUGCGCUGAGGAGCAGGAGGGUCCCUGGGUUCCCCUGUGUGUCCCGGAGCCAGAACAGGAGCUGGAAAUCAAAUCUGAGCCCACUUCUUCGCACCCCCCUCCCCCCUCGGUGGAUUCUCCCUCCUCCCCGGCCUACACCCUGGACCUGGGCAGCGAGGUGGACGUCACGGAGAGCGAGGCGAAGCCAGUGGUCGCUUCUGUCGUCUCCCAAGCCCCGAGGAUCGUGCUCUCCCUCUCACCCACCCGCAUUGUCCUGGUGCUCGCUCCCAGAGAGGAAGUCGGGAUCCCCACUGUAACCACCGCGUCGCAAAUCGUUCAUUCCUCCCCUGCUCCAAAGCCCUCAAGAAGCAGACCUUACCCCGAGCCCACUCACAAAGCCAGUCCACCGUCUCCCUGCGCCUCCGCUGGCAAAAUAAAGCCCCCCCGGGAUGCAGACGGAAAUGAAAGGGCAACUUCGAAGACCCCGAAAGCCAAGAAACUGAAGAAGAUGGCGCAGAACAAGACGGCCGCCACGCGAUACCGGCAGAAGAAGAAAGCCGAGCAGGACACUCUCCUGGACGAGUAUUCUCUGCUGGAGAGGAAGAACAUGGAGCUAACGGAAAAGGCUGAUUCCUUGGGCCGGGAGAUUAAGUACCUGAAGGAGCUGAUGGAGGAGGUCAGCCAGGCCAGGACGAAGAAAGGUCUCAUUGCUGACCCCUAGAGGUCGGACCUAAAAACCACAUCUGCUCUGUAUAAUUGGGAGAAAGUCAGCUCAGCAGAUUUUAUUUCUUAAAUUCAUGUAAAGGAUGUGUUCUGUCCACACAGCAAGACUGCGAUUUCAGAAUACCUCCUUUUACAAAACUAGUAAAAAAUAUAGAAAACUUUUAUCAUGUUUAGAGGGUUUAUAUGGAAACAAGUAUUUUUCAAUUCAGUAUAUAAACUUGUUUUUAUUUUUAUUGUGCGUAAAUGUUUUCCAUCUCUGGAUCUGAGUAACUUGCCAGUAAGAUGUGUUUUAAUAAUUGUGUAUUGUAGUGAAACUGGACCAUCUGUAUUAUCUCUUAAUAAAGAGUCUUAAAUGAG